AUGCCCCAGCCCUUCCCAUCCCUUGACUUGUGCCUCCAUCCCCAGCCUCCCCAGUGGGGCCAGUGGCCUCUCCCAGCAGCACCAAAUCCAUCCACCACUUCCUAAUGGGAUCACACGGCUUGGUAGGCAAAAAUGAGGUGUGGGUGAAAGCACCUGCAUGGAGCUGUUGGGAAAGCCUGGAGGCAAGAGGGCUCCAUGGGCUGUGCCACCACGGCUGGGCUAUAAAUGCCCAUCGAGCUCUGAGUGCAGCACCCUGGCUCCUCGCUGCUGCCUGGUCCCUGCUGACCCUGGUACGCAGGAGGCUGGCGAUGGCGUGUCCCCUGGAGCAGGCGCUGGCCGUGAUGGUCACCACCUUCCACAAGUACUCGGGUAAGGAAGGAGACAAGUACAAGCUCAGCAAGCAGGAGCUCAAGGAGCUGCUCAACAAGGAGCUGCCCGUCUUUGGGAGCAAGCAAAUGGAUGAUGCCGAGUUCAAGAGGCUCAUGAACGACCUGGACCACGACAAGGACAGCGAGGUGGACUUCAAGGAGUACGUCUGCUUCCUGGCCUGCAUCACCAUGGGCUUCAACGAGUUCUUCAGGGACUGCCCCACCAAGCAGCUCCGCAAGAAGUGAUCCCAUAGGGGCUUCCAAUAAAAGCUUUCCCAAA
Strigops habroptila (Kakapo) is the source of this 648-nucleotide messenger RNA. RefSeq names its product protein S100-A4-like. Bases 105 to 614 code for a protein of 169 amino acids. Gene Ontology annotation, cellular component: cytoplasm. The record is from RefSeq and is a predicted model, not a curated record. NCBI's taxonomy places the organism in Eukaryota, Metazoa, Chordata, Aves, Psittaciformes, Psittacidae. The transcript has 3 exons. Gene Ontology annotation, molecular function: calcium ion binding; transition metal ion binding.